Molecule: messenger RNA, 819 nt
Organism: Phragmites australis (common reed)
Lineage: Eukaryota; Viridiplantae; Streptophyta; Magnoliopsida; Poales; Poaceae
Exons: 4
Coding region: 136-705 (189 amino acids)
Source: RefSeq, a predicted model, not a curated record
CUUGACCUAGCUACGAGGAAGACAAGUGGGUCGGCGACGCAAGCGAAACGAUCCAUCCAUUUCUCACUGGCGGCGGCGGCGCGGCCUCCACCUCUCCGACGGGCAGAUCCUCGGAGCGGACCGGGGGUAGGGGAGAUGUCGUACAUGCGGGGCGACCUGCUGACCAAGACGCGGAAGCUGGUGAAGGGCCUUGCCAAGCCUGCACCCACCUGGCUCAAGGCCAUGGAGGAGGCACCUCCGGUGACAUUUCCUCGCACCGAUGGGAAGAUCAAGAAGAUUGAGAUGCCAGAGGAUGUGUACGUUAAGAGGUUCUUCAAAAAGCACCCAGAUUCACUCUACCAUGAUGCGAUCAAGAUAAGUGGAUUUGAUCCACCACCAGCACGAGUUUUUGCUUGGCGCGUCUUAGAGUUGAAAGAGCAAGGAGUCAGUGAAGAUAAUGCGAUGGCUGUAGCAGAUAUGGAGUAUCGAACAGAAAAGAAAGCAAAGAAGAAAGCAUACAAGGAACUGAAAGAAAUUGCCCGCAGUGAAGGAAAGAGACCACCCCCAAAUCCAUACCCAAGUGCCAUCAAAGAAAUACAGGCAGAGGAAAAGAAGUAUGUUAUGGAUCGUUUCUUUAACCCAAAGGUAAUUGAGAUUGCGAAUAAGAUGAAAGAGGAGAGAGAUCUGAUGCUUCAAGAUAGAGCGGCAUCAGGUCAGUGGCGGUAGCUGGUAUCAGUUGUACUGGCCGACUAUGCAUCGUUGUUUAUGACAUCGUCCAACUGGUAUUAUAAAAAAUAAUGGAUGCGUAUUUGACAUUGAUAUGGCAAACAAAAAACUCAU